AUGACUUUGCCCUAGCAAUUGAAGAAAGAAAAAGUAAAGUAGCUAUGUCAUUUUCAAAUUCGUCUGGAUCUUGCACAUGUGGGGGGAAGCAACCUAGUGGUGGGUAUGAUGGUGGUCGUUCAUCUCACGGUGGUGGAUCUUCCCAUGGCUGUGGCGCAAGGAUUUUUGCUAUUAAGCCCAUGUGCUACUGUGGUCAGACAGCUGUAUUGAGAACAGCAAAAACCCCUAAGAAUAGGGGCAAACAAUUUUGGGGAUGUCCUAAGUUUAAGAGUGGGUCUCAAGAUUUGGGUGGCUGCAAUUUUUUCCAAUGGUUUAUUGAACAGGAAAUCGAAGAAAGAGAUAUGAUGCAGAUGGAAGAAAAAGAUGUGGUGAAAAUGGAAGAAAAAGAUUUUGGAGGGAAUAAAGUGCUGAAAGUAGAGAAGAUUGAAGAAAAAGAUGUGGUAAAUAUGAGAGAAAGAGAUGGUGGAUGGAUCAUAACUAGGAAACUAGAUGAGACUAUAGUUCGUUUGCAAAAGUGGAUGAAGUUGAUGUUAGGGAUGAUGGUUGUUGUAUGCGUUAUGAAUGUGAUAGUUAUAUCACUAUUAUUGUAAAGACCUAACGUG
Vigna unguiculata (cowpea) is the source of this 602-nucleotide messenger RNA. RefSeq lists its product as uncharacterized. NCBI's taxonomy places the organism in Eukaryota, Viridiplantae, Streptophyta, Magnoliopsida, Fabales, Fabaceae. Gene Ontology annotation, molecular function: zinc ion binding. The record is from RefSeq and is a predicted model, not a curated record.